Molecule: messenger RNA, 693 nt
Organism: Durusdinium trenchii
Lineage: Eukaryota; Dinophyceae; Suessiales; Symbiodiniaceae
Source: the annotation of a GenBank genome assembly
AUGGACGGAGGGUUCGAACCUCAAUGGAAAAUGGUACAACAUGGUACAACUGAGGAACCUGGUGCUUCUAGUGGCUCGCGCAAAGUCAAAGCUUCACCCGGUGUUUUCCCAUCCGUCAUGGCAUUGCCUUCCUCCAGGCUGCUAGCAUCUCUGCCCCAAAGCGGACAGGGGAUCUUGGAACACCAGCAUGUGGUGAAGAAAGAGGAGGUUGGUGUGCUUCCUCCGAAGACCACCGUGGUUCAGCACCGUGGUUUCCCAGAUCAGAAGCGCGAACAAGAGGUGGAUUCCGCAGCUGCGGAGGACUUCCAGCAUUUGAUGCAGAAUUUGCAUUUGCCAGAUGCGCAUCGGCUGUACAGCUAUGGAGAGCGGCAGAUUGUGUUCUCAACUGUGGUGGCAGCACCGCAAGAGAAUGCAGGUGUGGUCAUUGUUCAAGACUAUGUGGGAUUCCCACAGCAGCCAGGGCAUCAGAUUGUACACAGCGACGAGGCAAUUCAGAAUGAUGCUUGGCAACGUCAAGGGCCCUUUCUUCCAAUCCGUGAUGGAACGUUCGGUUUGCCUUCGGCUGCUGAUUGGCGGCGCGUGGACUGGUCGCAGGCGGUUGACAUGCGCGGGGCACGGCAGCUAGCCGCCCAACGAGGAUAUCCACGAUGUCAAUCUGAUUUUCAUCGAUUGCACCGGUUGAGAAACUCCUGA